Molecule: messenger RNA, 231 nt
Organism: Prunus armeniaca (apricot)
Lineage: Eukaryota; Viridiplantae; Streptophyta; Magnoliopsida; Rosales; Rosaceae
Source: the annotation of a GenBank genome assembly
AUGGUGAGACCAGGAGAAGGGAUCACACACGAGAGAUAUACUCAAGAUCCUCAUUUCAUUGGGAGUCAUGCACAUGGAAAUGUCACCUUUGGGGUUGAUCUGGACGCUGCUCCAAAAGUGGUGCUCGGCCUAUCACCAUUCUCAAUCGGAGGGGAAGUGCCCCAUCUUCCUUCUGAUUCUAAUGGCUUAAGUACAUGCACUCCUCCAUCUGUAAGUCCUUAUGCAAACUAA